Messenger RNA from Pseudopodoces humilis (Tibetan ground-tit), 2799 nucleotides. It is a transcript of the gene EXD3, whose product is annotated as exonuclease 3'-5' domain containing 3. NCBI's taxonomy places the organism in Eukaryota, Metazoa, Chordata, Aves, Passeriformes, Paridae. Gene Ontology annotation, molecular function: 3'-5' exonuclease activity; nucleic acid binding. Gene Ontology annotation, biological process: nucleobase-containing compound metabolic process. The record is from RefSeq and is a predicted model, not a curated record.
GGCGGGGAAGGCGGGGAAGGCUCGGAGCGGCGGUGCCCGCUCCUGGUGGCACCAGGAUCCCCCAGACAUCACCCAGCAGCUGACACCUUCACCAUCCUCCCUCGGGAAGCAGCAGCUUGGGCUGUGUCUGACCUCCAAAACCUCCAAACCUCCCUUCCAUCCUGACCUGGUGCUGCCUUUGGGAGAAUGAAUCAGGACAGUGACUCAAGUGAUCAGCCCACAGGCCAGGACCCGCUCCUACUGCUGAAAACCCUUCAGCUUCUGUGGACAAAGCAUGAGCUGGGGAAGCUCAAGGAAGAAAUCAGGCGUGGCUUUGCCAGGCUGGAGGAGCCUUUGGCAGGACUCCUGGCCAUGCUGGAGAGCAGCAGCGACUGGAAGGGGAAAGGGCGUUCCCUGAGCCAUUGCAUCACCACCGAGCUGCAGCUUUGGAUGAAAGCACAUCCUGCUGUCCCACAGUCUGGCACCAAGCUGCAGGAGCUGCAGGCCCGUGUGCUCGGAAUGCUCUCCCAGUGCCCAGCUAAUCUGCUUGACCCCCUGAUCAGCAUUUACCAGCUCCACGCAGUGGACCGGAACUCUCUGCUUGAACACGUCAGUCAUCUUUAUCUCCAGGGCAAUUACAAAGAGGCAGCCAUACUGAGUAUUAAGCUGAAAUUACAGCCAGAUCAAGAUGUAGAGAAGAUGUGUACCCCACUGCUGCUCCAGGAUAAAGCUAACCUGGUGGAAGAUUACGUGGCAGAACAUCCCGAGCUCCAGAGGAAGCUCUUGCAGACCCUGGACACGUGGUGUGACCCCAGCUUCAAUAUCAGAGACAUCACAAGACCAUAUCAAGGCCUGUCCAGGUACAAACCCGAAAAAUUCAACCGCAGAGUGCUUGGCAAGCUGGUCUUCAGGCUCCUGGAGAGAUUCAACGUUGACCCAGCUCUCUGCCCUAAUGUCAUAAAUCAGCGGCACUUGAGAACCCUGAAUUACCUCUUCUACAAGAGAUUCGUUGAGAAAACCAUGACUGAGGAGAACUGGGCAGACCACAUUCAGAGCACGGUCGGGGACAAUCGCUGGCUCCAAGGACAGCUGCUGCAGUCGCUGCUCCGGCACUGCGACGCGCGCGGGGCCGCGCGAUGGGCGCACCACUGCCGGCUGCCCCCCGACAUGCUGCCCCUGCCGCUGGCCAAGGAGCUGCAGAAACUGCACAUCCAGGACAGGGUAGAAGAGGUCACAAAAGCAGAUAAUUAUGAGGCCAGUAAGAAGAAGGACUGUUACCAGCUUCCUAUUCCACGGGAAAAUAUUCACUUUCUGCAGACGUGGGAGGAGACGCUGCAGUGCUGGGAGAAGGUGCUGCAGCCUGGGCAGGUGGUUGGUGUGGACAUGGAGUGGAAGCCAUCCUUUGGCAUGGUGGGGAAGCCCCGUGUCGCCCUCCUGCAACUGGCACUGGAGGAUGAGGUGUUCCUGCUGGACCUGCCACGGCUCCUCGAGCAAGCUGAGGCUGAGGGGCAGAAGGAGAAGCUCCCCCAUUUCAUCCAGAUGCUCUAUUCAGACGCAGCCAUCACUAAACUAGGUUAUGGGAUGUCUGGAGACCUCAGCAGCCUUGCAGCCACGUGUUCUGCUCUGGGAGACACGGAGAAGCAAAUGCAGGGAGUGGUGGAUCUCAUUGCACUGCACCAACAACUGCAGCGGGGGAAGGACGGCCAGAAGGUGGAUGGACUAUCCCCAGAGCACAGCCACGAGCAGAGAGGGCUCAGGCAGCCGGAGAAGGGGCUCAGCCUCCUGGUGCAGCACGUGCUGGGGAAGCCUCUGGAUAAAACAGAGCAGCUUUCCAACUGGGAGAAGCGGCCGCUGCGGGAGGAGCAGAUCCUCUAUGCAGCCUCAGAUGCCUACUGCUUGCUGGAGAUCUACAAGAGGCUCUGCAAGGACCCCGAGAGCUUCGGUCUGGGUUCACAGCUGGCAGAAAGUCUGGUGGGAAAACAGAGCAAAAAACCCAAGGCAAAGAAGCAGCUGAAUAAACAAGAGGCACCGUCACCUUCUGGGCAGGAACGCCAAGGAGCCAGAACGGAGCCCUCACACCCCCCUGCCCCCAUCUCACCCCAGGAGUUCAGCGUGGUCUGUGACAACAUGCUGCAGGGGCUGGGGCGCUACCUGCGCUGCCUGGGCGUGGAUGUCCGGCUGCUGGACAAUGAGGAUGACCACAGGAAAGCUGCUGAGAUUGCCCGACAGGAAGGAAGAGUCAUUCUGACCUCUGGACUCCCAUAUCAGACUCUGCGCUCCCAGGUGGGAGAAGGAAGGUGUUUCUCUGUCAACUGCUCCGAGAAGGCAAAGGAACAGGCGCUGCAGGUGCUGAAGCACUUCAACGUGCAGGUGUCCCUGGGUGACAUCUUCAGCCGCUGUCAGGUGUGCAAUUGCAACAAGUACCUGAAGGUCUCACGGGAGAGGAUGAGGCAGCUGGCGGAGGGCAGCAGACAAAUCUCAGGGGAGCACAGUGCAGGCUGCCCGGGGAGCCAGCGCUGCCAUGUCACUGUGCCAGCCUGUGACACAGCCCGGCCUGGCGGUGCCGAGCGGGAGGACGGGACGGGGCAGUGCGGGGCAGGCGCGGUGCUGGCAGGGGACACGGUCCUGCAGGUCACUGCCAUCCCCCCCGGCGUGCUGGACAGAGCUGAGCUCACCGACUUCUACUGCUGCACCCGCUGUGGGAAAGUGUUUUGGGAAGGGUCCCAUUUUGGACGCAUCGUCUCCCAAUUUCAGGAUGUUCUUGUGGCCUCUGGAGACACACAGAGUGUUUAUGAGCCGAGCCGAGCUGAGCUGAGCUGA